Molecule: messenger RNA, 8635 nt
Organism: Poeciliopsis prolifica (blackstripe livebearer)
Lineage: Eukaryota; Metazoa; Chordata; Actinopteri; Cyprinodontiformes; Poeciliidae
Product: inositol 1,4,5-trisphosphate receptor type 3-like
Biological process (GO): calcium ion transmembrane transport
Cellular component (GO): endoplasmic reticulum; membrane
Molecular function (GO): inositol 1,4,5-trisphosphate-gated calcium channel activity; inositol 1,4,5 trisphosphate binding
Source: RefSeq, a predicted model, not a curated record
CAGGACCCGGGACCGGAGAGCCGGCAGGCCGGCGCAGGGAGCCCCAUCUGCGGCUCCACCUGCAGGAUCUCCCCGCUGCUGGAGGCGCCUGAAGCGGCUGCAGGAUGUCAGACUCUGCGUCCAGCUUCCUCCACAUCGGAGACAUCGUGUCUCUGUACGCGGAGGGUUCGGUGAACGGCUUCAUCAGCACGCUGGGGUUGGUGGACGAUCGCUGCGUCGUGGAACCGGCUGCUGGCGAUCUGGAGAACCCGCCCAAAAAGUUCAGAGACUGCCUGUUCAAGGUGUGUCCGAUGAGCCGGUACUCGGCCCAGAAGCAGUACUGGAAGGCCAAGCAGGCCAAGCAUGAGAAGGACAAGAUCGGCGACGUGGUUCUGCUGCAGAAGCUGCAGCACGCAUCCAACCUGGAGCAGAAGCAGAAUGAGACGGAGAACAGGAAGGUCCAUGGAGACAUCGUCAAAUACGGAACCGUCAUCCAGCUUCUCCACAUGAAGAGUAAUAAAUAUCUGACGGUGAACAAGCGUCUGCCGGCGCUGCUGGAGAAGAACGCCAUGCGCGUCACGCUGGACGGGACGGGGAACGAGGGAUCCUGGCUCUUCAUCCAACCAUUCUGGAAACUCCGGGCCAACGGAGACAACGUGGUUGUGGGAGAUAAAGUCAUCAUGAACCCGGUGAACGCCGGCCAGCCGCUUCACGCCUCCAACUACGAGCUCAGCGACCAUCCAGGCUGCAAGGAGGUCAACUCUGUGAACUGCAACACGAGCUGGAAGAUCAACCUGUUCAUGAUGUUCAGCGACCACCGAGAGGAAGUCCUGAAAGGAGGCGACGUCGUCCGACUGUUUCACGCCGAGCAGGAAAAGUUUCUGACCUGCGACGAAUACAAGAGCAAGCUGCACGUUUUCCUGCGGACGACUCUGAGGCAGUCGGCCACGUCGGCUACCAGCUCCAACGCCCUGUGGGAGGUCGAGGUCGUCCACCAUGACCCCUGCCGCGGGGGGGCGGGGCAUUGGAACAGCCUGUACAGGUUCAAACACCUGGCGACAGGAAACUACCUGGCUGCCGAGGGGGCGAAGGAGAGGGAAACAGACACGGUGAGGUUUGUGUUUCUGCAGAUGGACGCCAGCCGCAGCAGCAAGCGUUUCCAUGGCGAACGGAUCAAGUACAAGCUGAUGGUGGUUCCCCACGGCAACGACAUCGCCUCGCUGUUCGAACUCGACCCGACGACCCUGCAGAAAACCGACUCCUUCGUCCCGCGGAACUCCUAUGUGCGGCUGAGACAUCUGUGCACCAACACCUGGAUCCAGAGCACCAACGUUCCCAUCGACAUCGAUGAGGAGCGGCCCAUCAGGCUCAUGCUGGGAACCUGCCCCACCAAGGAGGACAAGGAGGCCUUCGCCAUCGUCUCCGUUCCUGUCAUGGAGAUCCGCGACCUGGACUUCGCCAACGACGCCAGCGCCAUGCUGGCCACCGUGGUGGAGCAGUUCAACUCCGGCUUCAUCACCCAGAACGACCGCCGGUUCGCCAUCAAGCUGCUGGAGGACGUGGUUUUCUUCGUGGCCGACGUGGCCAACAGCGGCCAGCCGGUUCUGGACGUGGUCAUGUCCAAACCCAACCGGGAACGGCAGAAACUGAUGAGGGAGCAGAACAUCCUGAAGCAGAUCUUCGGCAUCCUGAAGGCUCCCUUUAAGGACCGCGGUGAGGACGACGGCCCGCUGCUGCGUCUGGAGGAGCUGGCCGACCAGAAGAACGCGCCGUACCAGUACAUGCUGCGGCUCUGCUACCGGGUGCUGAGGCACUCCCAGGAGGACUACCGCAAGAACCAGGAACACAUAGCGAAGCAGUUUGGAGUGAUGCAGAGUCAGAUCGGCUACGACAUUCUGGCGGAGGACACCAUCACCGCUCUCCUCCACAACAACCGCAAGCUGCUGGAGAAACACAUCACCAAGACGGAGGUGGAGACGUUCGUCAGCCUGGUGCGCAAGAACCGGGAGCCGCGGUUUCUGGACUACCUCUCUGAUCUGUGUGUCUCCAACAACGUGGCGAUUCCCGUCACCCAGGAACUGAUCUGUAAAUGUGUGCUGGACCCCAAAAACCAGGACAUUCUCAUCAAGACGGAGCGGCGGGUCCCAAAAGAGGCUCAUCCUGGAGCCGUUCAGGGAGAAUAUCUGGGGAUGGACGAGUACGGCGACGAGGACGAGGUCUGGCUGAUGUGGACGGAUAAGACCAACGAGAAGCAGGACAAGAGCAUCCGCCAGCUGGCCCAGGAAGCCAGACAAGGAAACGCUCACGAUGAAAACGUCCUCACCUACUACAGGUACCAGCUGAAGCUGUUUGCUCGGAUGUGUCUGGACCGGCAGUACCUGGCCAUAGACGAGAUAUCCAAGCAGCUGGACGUGGAGCUCAUCUUCCUCUGCAUGAUGGACGAGACGCUGCCCUUUGACCUCCGGGCUUCUUUCUGCCGCCUCAUGCUGCACGCACACGUCGACCGAGACCCUCAGGAACUCGUGACGCCGGUGAAGUUCGCCCGACUCUGGACCGAGAUCCCGACCUCCAUCACCAUCAAGGAUUAUGAUUCCAACCUGGACGACAGCAGAGACAACAAGAAGAACCGUUUUGCGAACACCAUGGUGUUCAUGGAGGAGUACCUGAACAACGUCCUGAACGAUGAGCUUCCGUUCCACAACGAGGAAAAAAACAAACUCACCUACGAGGUGGUGAGUUUAGCCAGACAUUUGAUCUACUUUGGUUUCUACAGUUUCUUUGAGCUGCUCAGACUCACCAGGACUCUGCUGGGCAUCAUUGACUGCAAACCCAACCCGACACACACCGGCAUCCCGUUUCAGGAGGAAAGCUCAGGGAGAAACGUGAGGCGCACCAUCCAUGGGAUGGGCCAGAUGAUGUCCACCAUGGUCCUCAACCGGAGGCAGUCCACGUUCAGCGGCGCCGGGCCGAGGGGGGCCGGGUUCGUGCUGGAAGGACAGAGAGGCAGCAAGGAUUCCAUCGACAAUCUGGAUCUAACGGUGAUGGACACCAAGCUGAAGAUCCUGGAGAUUUUACAGUUCAUCCUGAACGUGCGGCUGGACUACCGUCUUUCCCUGCUGUCCGUCUUCAAGAAGGAGUUCCUGGACGUUUAUCCCAUGGCUGAAGCUGACGCCACCACCAACGUGGAACAAGCAGCCACCGUCAACCUGCAGCAGAUCGGCGACCAGGCGGAGGCCAUGUUUGGAGUCGGGAAGAUGAACAGCGUCCUGGAAGUGGACGACGAAGGAGGCCGGAUGUUCCUGCGGGUCCUGAUCCAUCUGACGAUGCACAACUACGCCCCUCUGGUGUCCGGAGCGCUGCAGCUGCUCUUCAGGCACUUCAGCCAGAGGCAGGAAGUGCUGGACACCUUCAAACAGGUGCAGCUGCUGAUUUCCACGCUGGACGUGGAAAACUACAAGCUGAUCAAAGCCGACCUGGAUCGGCUCCGCACGCUGGUGGAGAAGUCGGAGCUGUGGGUGGAGAAGAAGAGCUCAGGUGGAGGAGACGGGAAGAAAGACAAGAAGGACAAGAAGGAGAAGGUGGAGGGGGCGUCAGAGGACCCAUCGCCAAAGAAAGAGAAGCAGCAGACAGGAAACGAGAACUACCAGAACGUCAAAGAGAUUCUGGAGCGGCUCAAUAAAAUGUGCAGCUCUGGAGCCUUGAAGAAGCAGCAGCGGCUGCUGAAGAACAUGGGAGCUCAUAAAGUCAUGCUGGACCUGCUGCAGGUUUCCUACGACAAGAACGACGUGAAAAUGCAGGAGAUCAUCAGAUUCACUCACAUGUUUCUGCAGAAGUUCUCUGGGAACCAGGAGAACCAGGCGCUGCUGCACAAGAACCUCAGCCUGUUCCUGAACCCCGGGCUGCAGGAGGCUGAGACGGUGCAGCACAUCUUCAGCAACAACCAGCUGUGCAGCGAGAUCUCGGAGAGCGUGCUGCAGCACUUCAUCCACUGCCUGGCGACGCACGGACGCCACGUCCAGUACCUCAACUUCCUGCACACCAUCAUCAAGGCCGAGGGGAAGUACGUUAAGAAGUGCCAGGACAUGAUAAUGACCGAGCUGACCAACGCCGGCGAGGACGUGGUCGUCUUCUACAACGACAAGGCGUCGUUCAACGCCAUGCUGGAGCUGAUGGCCCAGAGCAGGGAGGGAGGGGAGAACAGCCCGCUCAGGUACCACAUCUCUCUGGUGGAGCUGCUGGCCGCCUGCGCCGAGGGCAAGAACGUUUACACCGAGAUCAAAUGCACGUCGCUGCUGCCGCUGGAGGACGUGGUCCGGGUCGUUACGCACGAGGACUGCAUCACCGAGGUGAAAAUCGCCUACGUGAACUUUGUGAACCACUGCUACGUCGACACCGAGGUGGAGAUGAAAGAAAUCUACACGUCCAACCACAUCUGGAAGCUGUUUGAGGAUUUCACCGUGGACAUGGCGCGGGUUUGCAACAAGCGCGAGAAACGACUCACCGACCCGGUUCUGGAGAAAUACAUCAUCAACGUGGUUUUUGACACCAUCACCGCCUUCUUCAGCUCUCCGUUCUCUGAGAACAGCACGUCUCUGCAGACUCAUCACACCAUCGUGGUCCAGCUGCUGCAGUCGUCCGUCAGGCUGCUGGAUUGUCCCUGGCUGCUGCCGCUGCACCGCGGUCAGGUGGAGGCCUGCAUCAAGACGCUGUCGCUGACAGCUAAGAACCGCUCCAUCUCCCUCCCUCUGGAGCUGGAGGCCAUGAUCAACAACGUGUUGUCCAGCUUGGCCACGAACACCCUGAACCGCUCCGCCUACAAGACGCCGACCCGCAGCGCCAGGCCCGUCCCCUUCGACUACAAGAACAUCAUUGAGAAACUGCAGGACAUCAUCAACACGCUGGAGGAGCGUCUGAAGCCGCUGGUCAACGCGGAGCUGUCGGUGCUGGUGGACGUCCUGCACCAGCCGGAGCUGCUGUUCCUGGAGGGAAGCGACGCGCGGCAGCGCUGCGAGUCCGGCGGCUUCAUCUCCAAGCUGAUCCAGCACACCAAGGCGCUGAUGACCUCAGAGGAGAAGCUGUGCAUCAAAGUGCUGAAGACGCUGCAGCAUAUGCUCAUCAGGACCCUGGACUUUGAUGACAAGGGAAUGCUGCUGCGUAAGGUUCUGCUGCAGAACUACCUGUUCUCCAACAGGAAGGGCAACCAGAAGAACGACCUGGCUGACCUGGGAGCCGUGGCGAAACAGGAGCGCGACUGGGCAGCGGUGGCGGCCAUCCAGUGCCGUCUGGACCGGGAAGGAGGAACGAAGCUGUUCACCGACCUGGUGAUGAGCUCCAAGAACGACAAGAUCUUCCUGGAGAGCAUCCAGCUGGCCAUCUGUCUGCUGGAGGGAGGCAACACGGAGAUCCAGAACUCCUUCUACAAACUGAUGAUGGGCGACAACAAGUCGGAGAAGUUCUUCAAGGUUCUUGAUGACCGGAUGAAAGAAGCUCAGAUGGACAUUAAGGCGACGGUUUCUGUAAACGUUGGUGAAAUGACGCACAAGGCCAACGAGAAGGAGCUGGAGGCCGGAGGACUUCCUCUGAUGGUCCACGGUCAAAGCAUCGCCCCGGUAACAGCCGCCAUGUCCACCCAGCAGGCAGAGCAGCGGGAGGCGGAUGAGAUGGGACCAGCGGUCACCAUCAUGAAGCCCAUCCUGAGGUUCCUGCAGCUGCUGUGUGAGAACCACAACUACAACCUGCAGAACUUCCUGCGUUGCCAGAACAAUAAAACCAACUACAACCUGGUGUGUGAGACGCUGCAGUUGGACAUCAUGUGUGGAAGCACCACCGGCGGACUGGGCCUGCUGGGCCUCUACAUCAACGAAUCAAACGUCCACCUGAUCAUCCAGACCCUGGAGACGCUCACAGAGUACUGCCAGGGCCCCUGCCAGGAGAACCAGACGUGCAUCGUGACUCACGAGUCCAACGGCAUCGACAUCAUCACGGCGCUGAUCCUGAACGACAUCAGCCCGCUCUGUCGGUACCGGGUGGAGAUGGUUCUGCAGCUGAAGGACAACGCCUCCAAGCUGCUGCUGGCUGAUGGAGAGUCGUAUGACAACGAGAACGCCGAGAGGAUCCUGUUCAACCUGCGACCGAGGGAGCUGGUGGAGGUGAUCAAGAAGGCGUACCAGCAGGACAGCGAGUGUGAGGAGGAGGAGCAGGUGGAGGGGCAGGAGGAGGUGGAGGUGUCGCCGCGGGAGGUGGGACACAACAUCUACAUCCUGGCCCAGCAGCUGGCGAGACACAACAAAGUUCUGCAGAACCUCCUGAAGCCGCCCAAGAACAGCAAGGAGGGCGAGGAGGGCAUCUCCUCCAUGAUGUUGAAAUCUUCGGCUCCAGCUGAGGUUGUGGAUCAGGAUCCUCUGGAAUACUACGACCAGCUCACGGCUCAGAUCGAGAUUGUGCGUGAGGACCGCAGCAUGGAGCAGAUUGUGUUUCCUGUUCAUCCCAUCUGCGAGUUUCUCACCGAGGAGUCAAAGGUCAGAGUCUUCAACACCACCGAGCAGGACGAGCAGGGGUCGAAGGUCACGCACUUCUUUGAGCAGACGUCAUUCCUGCACGGAGAGAUGGAGUGGCAGAAGAAGCUGAGGAGCAUGCCGGUUCUGUACUGGUUCUCCAGGAGGAUGACUCUGUGGGGAACCAUCUCCUUCAACCUGGCCGUCUUCAUCAACCUCAUCAUCGCCUUCUUCUACCCCUACGACUCUGGCCAGGGAGCGAUCGACGACUCCAUGCUGCUGAUGCUGUUCUGGAUCCUGACCGGGCUCUCCGUCCUGGGCUUGUUCUCCAAGCAGUACGGCCUGCAGCCGCUGACGCUGGCGCUGAUCCUGCGCUCCAUUUACCACCUGGGCAUCAGAAACACGCUCAUCCUGCUGGGAUCGCUCAACCUCAUCAAUAAGGUGGUGUUUGUCGUGAGCUUUGUGGGGAACAAUGGAACCUUCAUCAUGGGCUACAAAGCCAUGGUGAUGGAUGUGGAGUUCCUGUACCACCUGGCCUACGCCCUCACCUCCACCCUGGGCCUCUUCGUCCAUGAGCUCUUCUACAGCAUCCUGCUGUUUGACCUGAUCUACCGGGAGGAGACGCUGUUCAAUGUGAUCAAGAGCGUGACCCGGAACGGGCGCUCCAUCCUGCUGACGGCGCUGCUCGCCCUCAUCCUGGUCUACCUCUUCUCCAUCCUGGGCUUCCUGUUCCUGAAGGAGGAUUUCAUCAUGGAGGUGGAUCCGCUGCGGCAGCUGACGGCAGACCCUCAGCACAGCGAGGCGGCGCAGGACUUCCUCAAGUCGUGCUCCACAGACGGAGUGAGCUGCACCACCGAGACCAGCGUGGAGACGGAGGAGGAAGGGGAGCCCAGCACAGAGCGGGCCUGCGAUACGCUGCUCAUGUGCAUCGUCACCGUCCUGAACCACGGCUUGAGAAACGGGGGAGGCGUGGGAGACGUCCUCCGUAAGCCAUCCAAAAACGAGCCGCUGUUCCCGGCGCGCGUCGUCUACGAUCUGCUCUUCUACUUCAUCGUCAUCAUCAUCGUCCUCAACCUCAUCUUCGGCGUCAUCAUCGACACGUUCGCCGACCUGCGGAGCGAGAAGCAGAAGAAGGAGGAGAUCCUGAAGACCACAUGCUUCAUCUGCGGUCUGGAGAGAGAUAAAUUUGACAACAAGACGGUGUCGUUCGAGGAGCACAUCAAGCUGGAGCACAACAUCUGGAACUACCUGUACUUCAUCGUUCUGGUCCGGGAGAAGAACCAGACGGAUUACACGGGUCCAGAGAGCUACGUGGCCCACAUGAUCAAGAACAACAACCUGGACUGGUUCCCACGGAUGCAGGCCAUGUCUCUGGUGGUAACCGACGGAGACGGCGAGCAGAACGAGAUGCGGAUGCUGCAGGACAAGCUGGUGUCGACCAUGAAGGUGGUGACGACGCUGACGGGCCAGCUGAACGAGCUGAAGGAGCAGAUGACGGAGCAGAGGAAGAGGAAGCAGAGGAUGGGCUUCGUGGACGUCCAGGCCGGAGCGAGUGGCGGCGUGCCGCCGAGCGCCGCUGGAGGAAACCAUCAGAUCUACAAACCCUAGAGAGACUGAAUAGCAUCUAGCUGGACUGAUGCUGCAGGAGCACACACACACACACACACACAGAGACACACACACACACACACAGAGACACACACACACACACACACACAGAGACACACUCUGUUCUGAUGUGUAAAACCUGCUGAGUUGUAAAGAUCAGCAGCAGAUUGAACAGUUUGUGCUUCAGUUUGUGCUGCUUUUUCUCAUAAAUUAUUGUGAUGCAUUAAAGGACCUUCAGAGGCUGGAGGUCCGGUCCAGACACUGAAGGAGGUUCUGUUCGGUCCGAGUGGAAGGAUACUGAUCGUUAAUAAACUAAAAUCUGUUUUAAUGUAGAAACAAAAAGCCGUGGAAGUUGUUUAGGAAAAGGAAAGUUGUGUCUUUAGAUCAGAUGUUGAAAUAAAAUCCGUUGCUGUUCUCUAAUUAAACUGCGUUGAGUUUUUACUGAGUUUCUAUAAAUAUCGUUAUUAUUGCAGAGUUCAGACAGAAAGCAGCCGAUGUGGCCCAGACGACCGUGAACAAGCUGCGGCGCCGGACCCACAGCGGCGCGGUGGUCC